UUGGCAAGAAAAACAAAAGCUAACAAAAGUUUCGCGCUGCGUUGUUCUAUUUCGUAUAAAUUACGUGUUUUUUUUUAUUUUUUUGUUCAGUGAGUGAGUGAGUGUAAGUGAUAGUGUGAUAAGGUGUACAAAUGGAGCAAGAUAACGUUGCUGGUGUUGCUGCUGCUGACGAAUUGCCAGCGGCGUCUCAAAUUGUGGAGGCACAGCCAAAUGCCGGCUACGAUUAUGAGGCGCAAUUCGCGGGCAAACAGCUGUGUGAGUUUUGCUCCACACAGGAGUGCACCUGUGGCUGCCCCCAGCUCGAGGCACAGCCGCUGUUGAACAACACCCAAUUGCUUAACUUCGAGGUGCGUAGCCGCAACAUCGAUUGGCGACGAUAUGUCCGUCCCCUCGACACUCAGGUGCGUGGCUCGGGUGUCUAUCUGGACGCACACACGGAUCUGCUGGGCGGUCAUCGGCGCGAGGUGAACGCGGAGAAUCAACGCGAACUUCUCGUCUGUCACGACAUGAUGGGCAACUAUCUGGCCGAUCGUCACUAUCACAGCUCGCAAAAGUUCGACGAUUAUCGUUUUGUGCACUGGUCGGCUGUCGAUUAUUUCUGCUACUUCAGUCACAACUAUGUGACGAUUCCGCCCAGCGGUUGGCUCAAUGCCGCCCAUCGUCACGGUGUCCCAGUGCUGGGCACCUACAUAGUGGAAGGAUCCGCGGGCAACCAGCUGCUGGAGGAACUCCUGGCCAGCCGCGAGAGCGUGCAACGCGCUGUUGCCGCCCUCACCCGGCUCUGUCUGCACUUUUGCUUCGAGGGCUGGCUCAUCAAUGUGGAGCACUCAGUGCGCGAGAGCUAUAUGCCCAAUUUAUACCUGUUUGUGGACGAGCUGCGUCGCGCGACCGAAUCCCAGGUGCCGCAUGGUCGGGUCUUCUGGUACGACAGCAUCAUUGAUAGCGGCACGCUGCGUUGGCAGAACGAGCUGAAUGAGCAGAACGUGCGUUUCUUUCGCCACAGCCAACGCAUGCUGAUCAACUACACGUGGAACGAUAAAAAUCUCGCCAUAAGCGAGUUGACAGUCGUCGGAGAGGCGGCGCCUAAGCAACGUGUCUUCAUGGGCCUCGAUGUGUUUGGACGCAAUCAGUUGGCUGGAUUUGAGAGUGCACAGACGCUGGCACGGGUUGCCAGUCGUGGCUUCUCCGCCGGGAUCUUUGCCCCCGCCUGGUGUUACGAGACGUUGCAAGAUUUCGGUUACGACAUACGCAACGAGGCCGGCAACGCUGACUUCAAUGCGGCCUUCUUGCAACGCAACGAGAAAUGGUGGUCGAGUAUUUGGCAAUUGCUUGCAACGCAUCCGUAUCGCCGUUUGCCAUUUUACACGGAUUUUGGCGUUGGCUCUGGAUGUGAGGACUAUGUCCGUGGCACGCGUCAUAUGCGGAGCAAAGCCUUCUUCAAUUUGGCGCGUCAAUCGCUGCAGCCGUCGGUGCCGUUGCAUGGCAAUGCGGAGCACAGUUUUGAUACCGCUUUCGAGGGCGGCUCCGCUUUGCGUGUCCUCAACUUUGAGCGCGCCUUUCGACUGUUUGUCACCGACUUUGAGCUGCCGCUGGGCGUGCUACUCUUGGGCUAUGCCUACAAGUUGACCUCGCACCAGCCGGAGCAUCAGCAGCUGGACAUUGUGUUGCGCUGCUGUCCGUUGCGUCGCCAAGGGCAGCAGCUAAGCUUGUAUCUGUUCUGCGGCGAUUAUGCGGAACACAUCAUCACGCCGGGUCGCUGCUAUUUGCAACCGAUCAACGGCGUCAUUCCGCGCCAUCUGGUGCCCCAGCAGCUGCCAGCGGAGCAUGGAUUGCUCGGCGAGGGCUGGCGUAUGCGCUACUAUGUGGCACGCUUCGAUGGACCGGUGCGGGUGCUGGACAUUGGUCUCAAGUGUCGACGGGAGACGAGGAUGGAAACGGAAGCAGAGACCCAGUCGGAGGCGUAUCUGGGCGCCAUCUUUGUGCAGAGUCUGCAGCUGAGCGAUUGGACUGCGGUGCACCAAACAACUGCGGAAAACAAGGCGCUUAUUUCCGCCUACCAUGGAGCGCUCUUCUUGGGGGCAGCCUCGCAAUAAUAAAUGUCACUUUUAAACACAAACACGCAACUUAAA
Molecule: messenger RNA, 2129 nt
Organism: Drosophila sulfurigaster albostrigata
Lineage: Eukaryota; Metazoa; Arthropoda; Insecta; Diptera; Drosophilidae
Gene: ENGase
Product: cytosolic endo-beta-N-acetylglucosaminidase
Exons: 4
Coding region: 132-2093 (653 amino acids)
Biological process (GO): protein deglycosylation
Cellular component (GO): cytoplasm
Molecular function (GO): mannosyl-glycoprotein endo-beta-N-acetylglucosaminidase activity
Source: RefSeq, a predicted model, not a curated record